Messenger RNA from Benincasa hispida (wax gourd), 3325 nucleotides. Lineage: Eukaryota; Viridiplantae; Streptophyta; Magnoliopsida; Cucurbitales; Cucurbitaceae. The record is from RefSeq and is a predicted model, not a curated record.
UUUUCAUUUCACUUCACGGCUCGCCUUUGAUUUUCGACCCACAGAGCUCUAGCGAUCCGAUUCCCCUUCAAAUCCAACAUCUGGUCUGCCCACCCUCUUCUACUCUUACUUUCCUAGAUAUUUUGCCGAAUUUAUGACUUAUUUGGCAUCGUGGUAAAUGGAAAUGACAACAUUAGGUUAAUUGGUUUAUCUUUGGGGAGUAACUUAAAUUUUUUUGGUCAUCGGAUGAGAUUAAAUUAGUAUGCAAUUGUCUGCGUGUGUGUAUACUUUCCUUGCAAAGGAGUAUGUAUAUUUUUUAAUGGUGAGAAAAUUAUUAGCGUGUGAUUCUUUAUAUGUAUUAAAUAAAGAGGGAGGUGAGGUGGUAGUGUAUUAAAUUAAAAGCGAACGCGUGGACUACAUGGUCUGAACUGGAGGUGUGUUGCUUACAGUUGUAAUAGUCAAACCCUCGGCCCGCCCCUCGCCCGCCUACGGUUCUGCUAAAUGCUAAUGAGAUUUAUUAAUUUGAAACCUACAUAUUCCGCGCCUCUUUGUGCUUAAUAAUGCGCGUGCCCCUCACUCACACAAACCAUGUUUAGUCUUUAAUGGGCCUUGAAAAAGCCCAUUCCCAUUUCAAAUGUAUUUAUCGUUCUACUCCUACCUACCUACCGACCUCCAGUUCAGCCAUAGCUGAUUUGAUUUGAUUUGAAUUUGUUGAGACAGUAAAGUGGGUUUCUGUUUUCUUUUUCUCUGGAUCGUAUGUUUUCACUUUCAGUUUCACGUUGCGGAAGCUGUCAGAGGGAUUAGGAACGAGGGAGGCUUCGUUGGCCGUCCGCAGCGGCCCUCUCUCUGAGUCAACGUCCAACCUCCACGCUUUCUACGGCUUAAUGGCGAACUCAUCGUGAUUCCUUCAAAUUGAGAUGCUUCAGACGUCCAUGUUUUCGCCUCAGGCUCGGAGCGAUAGGAAAUUGAAGAGGUUGGAAUCUCGCAAGUCUCAUUCUUGGUGGUGGGACAGUCAUGUCAGCCCCAAAAACUCUAGAUGGCUCACGGAGAAUCUCGAGGAAAUGGAUCGCAGCAUCAAACGCAUGUUAAAGCUAAUAGAAGAGGAUGCAGAUUCAUUUGCUAAGAAGGCUGAAAUGUAUUAUCAGAAGAGGCCAGUGUUGAUCUCUCAUGUUGAGGAAUUCUACCGCAUGUAUCGUUCCCUUGCUGAGCGUUAUGAUCAUGUGACAGGAGAGCUUCGAAAAAAUAUUCCUUCAGAUCUACAAUCUCAGGGCUCUGGUAUUUCUGACCUGGGCUCUGAGCCGUCCUCUACAUGGCCCUCUCCUGAUCAAAGGCUUGGACGUAGGAAAUCUGGACCACGAGCUGCUGGCUUUGAAUUCUUCCUUGGAUCUGGUGGAAGCAACUCUGAUACUUGCCAAAAGGAAGGAGAUGAGUCAUCUUCCUUGACAGAAUCUGAACCUGAAUCUGACGAUUCUUCGGUAAACAAUUAUUCAGUUGGUGAUCAAGGUUUGAACAGGAAGAUGAUUGAGUUGGAGAUUGAGCUCCGUGAGGCUAAAGAAAAGCUCCGCUUGAAAGAGGAUAGUGCAGAAGGUUCAUUUCCAUUCAAGGGGACAACAGAUGAAAAUUCUGAUUAUGCUUUUGCUAGAAUUGCUGGGUACGAGGAAGAAUUAAGGAAUGCAAAUGAGAAGCUGCGAAUUUCAGACAAACAGAUCAUGAGGUUGAAAAGUGAGCUCCAGAAGUACAGGCAAUCAGAAUUGACCAAAGGUUUGCAGGCUGAGUCUGCGUCUGCUACAACGGAAGAUACCCAGAGGCAUGGGGAUGAGGUUCCUUUGGUCAUUCAUCAGGAAUCAGAGGUUGACGAACAUCAUAGAUGUUCGGGAGCUGACCAAGUCAUUACCAUUGAGAGACUGGUGGAAGAGCAAAAAAUCACAAAGGAAAGACUUGAGAACUCACAGAAAGAACUUACUAAAUUAAAGCUUGAACUUGAGAACGAUAGAUCACCUGAGAAAAUCUGCCAUUUGCAGAAUGAGCUUGAAGCUGCCCGAAAAGAUACUACUACAUGGAAGGCCAAGCUGAGUGCAGAGAGAAGAGAGGUCUCCAAGCUCCAAGAAAGAAUUUCAAGGUUGAAAGCUAGUUUAUCGGAUCGUGAUCAUGAGAUAAGGGAUUUAAAGCUAGCAGUAUCUGAUGCCGAGCAGAAAAUCUUUCCCGAGAAAGCACAGGUUAAGGCUGAAAUGUCUAAGCUACUUGAGGAACGAGCUCUGUUGAUGGAACAAGUCAGAGAAUGGGAGCAUCGAUCUCGUCUUUUGGAGGAUGAAAUCAGAAAAGAAAAGGGGGAAAAGGUGGAUUUGGAGGAUAGACUUAGUGGUGAGAUUGAGCGGUUGGGAACGAAAAUUGUUGAGAAAGUAGAAUGCAUCGAGUAUCUUAAAAGUGGCCUGAAUGAUUUGCAAUCUGAGAGAGAUCAGCUCCAGGCAGAAGUUGUUAGUUUAAAAGAGAAUUUGAGCUCUAAAGACAAGCAGGUCGAUGAAAUACGCAAGCAUGUGCAAAAAUUGGAAAAGGAACGUGUGGAGCUAGUAUCAGGUAUUGAUAAAGCAGAGAAGCUGGCGAAGGAGUUAAGAUUAAGAGAGAAGGAGCUAGAAGGGGAGGUGGAGAAGCAAAGAGUAAUGAUAAUGGAAGGAGCAGAGGAAAAGAGAGAGGCUAUAAGGCAGCUAUGUUUUUCGAUUGAGCACUACAGGAGUGGAUAUCAUAUGCUUAGAGAAGUUUUUAUUGGUCAAAAGCGGGUUCCAGUGUUGGCUUCUUAAGUAUAUGUUUGGAAUACAUAGAAACUCAAAGAGUUGUAGGGUUGUUUCUGGGAUGAAACAAACAAACAGUUAAUCGAGAGUUUGGAUCAUGAUACGGUUUUCUGUUUGUUAAAUUAAGUGAUGUAAAUGUAGUUGUUUAGAGUAACAAUGAGCAGCAGGGGCUUGUCCAAUGCUAGCUGCCGAUGGUAAUGGCCUAGAGGGUCGAGAGACGGAGGAGCUCCCUACUUCAGCAUCCUGUCUCCAAACUUUGGUCUUUUAACGUCGGUCGAAGUAUGAACACUUUUAGGACCGUUCGGCCUUGGGUAAAACUUGAAAUCUAGAAGACCAAUGUGAACCAAGCAAAUGAGCUCCCUAUUCUACGGCUUGUAUUUUGUUGUGUAUGAGACGCCAGGAUUGAAUCGUUUUAACAAACAUCCACUCGUUGGUUAUUAACCUUUCUUCAAUGCCUUCCUGCUCUUUAAUCUUUAUUUUAUAAGAGAAACGAUGUAUGGGAAACUAAUGGGAUUAUUAGGACAAUUUUACACUUAAUCAGAAGCAUGACUUUUUUCGCA